Molecule: messenger RNA, 3764 nt
Organism: Setaria italica (foxtail millet)
Lineage: Eukaryota; Viridiplantae; Streptophyta; Magnoliopsida; Poales; Poaceae
Product: phosphoglycerate mutase-like protein 4
Cellular component (GO): cytoplasm; cytosol
Molecular function (GO): phosphatase activity
Source: RefSeq, a predicted model, not a curated record
AGAGGUUCCAGAUUUCAAAGAACCGCUGCAAGGCAGCUACAGCAAGAGCGACCAUCUCCCCUUCCCUCUGCAGCAGUAACGCCGGCCGAUCGAUCAUGGCACCUGCGUCGACGCACGGCGAGCACUUCGCGGAGGUGGUGUUGGUGCGCCAUGGACAGACGGAUUGGAACGUCUCCCGCAUCAUUCAGGGACGGAUCGAUCAGGAGCUGAACGAAACUGGUAGGCAGCAAGCUGCCAAGGUUGCCCGUCGUCUGUCGGAAGAAGCCAAGCCAGCUGCCGUCUACUCCUCUGACUUGAAGCGUGCUUCCGAGACUGCGCAAACGAUCGCAGCGCAUUGCUGCGUAUCUGAUUCUGAUCUGGUGAUUGAUCGGGCACUGACGGAAAGGCACGGGGGAUUGUUCCAAGGUUGGACCUUUGACGAUGCCAAGAGAUCUGAAGCUUACAAGGUUUUCGCACGCGGUGGCAGAGAUCAAGAAAUACCUGGUGGUGGGGAGAGUCUUGAUCAACUUUCCGAGCGCUUAGUUCCCUGCUUGAACGCAAUCGCGGAGAAGCACAAAGGUGAGCGGGUGGUCGUCGUCUCCCAUGAGGCAGUCAUAGAGGAAAUCUGCAGGCACGCCGAUCCAACGAUCUCGGUUGGCAGGAUUCCUAACACCUCAAUCAGCGUUGUCCAUGUCUCUGGUUCCGAUGGCCGCUGGAUCCUGGAGAAGUUCGGGGACGCCGGACACCUAAUCGAAGAUGGCUUCCCGCAGAGUACAUUGUAACCGAAAAUAUGCUGCUCAUGUUCAUACAGACUGUUAAAGCAUAGGUGAUGCCUUCAUUCCUUCCUCCAUUGUAGCUCAUUUGUCCGUGAGAACUUCUAUUUUUAGUCAAUCACCCUGUAAUUUGUGAAAUGUAUUUUUUUUGAAAGUUAAUAGAAACACUACCGUAUCAUAUAGUAAAUUCGUUCCUUCAUGGCUACAAUGCUCUCAUUUGUCAGUGAACUUUUAUUUUAUUUUCAGUGAAGUAUUUUUUUUUUGGAAAGUUAGCAGAAGCACUACCAAGGAGAAGAAGCAGCAGUUCCAAUGUGGACCGAGCAACUGAACUAGCCAUUCUUCUUUCUUUCUUUCCUUUUUCUCUAAACGCUCCCACACCUCGCGCCGCGGCCGCCGCUCCUGCCCCGCAUCACCCCGCUCCCGCGGACGCCGGGAUGGAAGGGAAGGCCGCCGAGACGUGCGCUCGCGCCAGGGAGAUGCACAGCACGCUCCCGGAGGCGAGGCACUGCAACCGCCUGCUCAGGCUUCUCGUGGAGCGCCUGCGAUGGGUGGAUGCCCGGAAGCUCUAUGACGAAAUGCUUGCGGAGGAGGGCGGCGCGGAUAACUACAGCACCUGCGUGAUGGUCAGAGGGAUGUGCUUGGAAGGGCGGGUGGAGGAGGGGAUGAAGCUGAUUGAGGCGAGGUGGGGAGCUGAGUGCAUUCCGCACGCCGUGUUCUACAAUGUGCCGGCGCGGGGACAUUGGGAAGGCGUUGCUUUUGUUGGGCGAUAUGGACACGAAAGGAUUCUUGCCAACUGUGGUGACAUAUGGUUCUAUUGUUAACUGGCUCGGGAGGAAAGGUGAUCUGGAGAAGAUUGGGAGUUUGCUUGCGGAGAUGAGGGUGAGAGGAUUGCCCCCCAAUGUGCAGAUUUAUAACACUGUGGUUGACGCAUUGUGCAAAUGCCAGUCAGCAACGCAGGCAAUGGCUGUUCUGAAGCAACUGUUUGCAAGUGGUUGUGACCCGGAUAUUAUGACAUUUAAUACUUUGAUAUCAGCAUUUUGCCGGGAAGGUGAUGUUCAACAGGCUCUGCAGCUUUUGAGGGAGGCCAUUAGGAGGGAGUUGGAACCAAAUCAAGUUAGCUAUACUCCCUUGAUUCAUGCCUUCUGCAUAAGAGGAGAAGUGAUGGUUGCAUCGGAUUUACUUGUGGAGAUGAUGGGAAGAGGUCAUACUCCAGAUGUGGUUACAUUUGGUUCAUUGAUUCAUGGCCUUGUUGUUGCUGGGCAAGUAAGUGAGGCCUUGAUUGUCCGGGAAAAGAUGGCAGAGAGACGGGUGAUGCCUGAUGCUAACAUAUAUAAUGUACUGAUUAGUGGUUUAUGCAAGAAACAGAUGCUUCCUGCAGCCAAGAACCUUCUCGCAGAGAUGCUCGAGCAAAAUGUGCAGCCUGAUAAAUUUGUGUAUACCACUUUGAUUGAUGGUUUCAUUAGGAGUGAGAAUCUCAGUGAUGCGAGAAAAAUAUUUGAAUUCAUGGAAGAAAAAGGUGUCUGCCCUGAUGUUGUUGGUUACAAUGCUAUGGUUAAGGGAUAUUGUAAGUUUGGAAUGAUGAAUGAGGCAAUUAUGUGCAUGAGCAGCAUGAGAAAGGUUGGGUGUAUCCCAUAUGAGUUUACAUAUACUACACUUAUUGAUGGCUAUGCUAAACAAGGUAACAUAAGUGCAGCUCUUAGGUUCUUAUGUGAUAUGAUGAAGCGGAGAUGCAAGCCAAAUGUUGUUACGUACUCGUCACUGAUAAGUGGAUACUGCAAGAUAAAUGACAUGGACAGCGCGGAAGAUUUGUUUGAAAAGAUGCAGUCUGAAGGUCUAUCUGCUAAUGUUAUACAUUAUACAAUUAUAAUUGGUAGUCUGUUUAAAAAAGAUGAAGUGAUCAAAGCUGCUACAUACUUUGAAAGCAUGCUGCUUAAUCAUUGCUCUCCUAAUGAAGUCACGUUACAUUAUCUAGUUAAUGGGCUCACGAAUAGUAUGCCUUGUAUAAUCAACCUAACCUGCAGUAGCACUGCUAAGGUUAAUAACAAGAGAGCCCUUUUAGAUGUAUUCAAGGGAAUGGUUUCUGAUGUAUUAGACCCAAGGAUUUCAGCUCUCAAUGCUAUUAUCUUUAGCCUAUGUAGACAUAAUAUGCUUGAGAAGGCACUGAACUUGAAAGAUGAGAUGGCUAAAAAAGGCUACACGCCGGACCCAGUGACCUUCCUUUCCCUACUCUAUGGCUUUUGUUCUGUUGGAAAACCAAGCAACUGGAGGGUCAUCCUUCCUAAUGAAUUUCAGCAGGAUGAAUUCGAGAUAAUCUUUAGGUACAAGACAUUAUUUGAUCAGCAUGUAGUUAAGUCAGCCAGCCUUGAGGUCUAUAGAGUCUUGCAGUUAUGUGCUAAGGAGUUUCAGUUCAUACAACCAGCAGACUAGAGAUUUGUUUGUUCUUGACUCAUGGAUUCAUGGUUUUCCUGGCUUCUGGAAACAAGGUGUGGCUGCUUUUGGAAUUUGACUUCAGCAACUGGGUAAUGAGCACAACUCAUGAUCGCUGACAGAGAAUUUCUUCCAGCACUGGAUUUCAAGACUGGCAAUGGUAUUAGCAGGACAAGAUAUCCAGUUGGGAUCUUCUCCUAAAGUGACUGGCAUUGAGAUGUAAAGUCAGAGACUGAUGGAUCCAGAGGUAAAUAAGCUUGAGAACAUUGAAAUGCCUUGGUGAAUGAAUUCCGAGCAACUCUAUGAUGCCCUUGGUAAAAAAAUCGGUCUGCUUCUUCAUAUCACACAGAACUAGGCACACAUGACAGUUGAUACUUCCCCCAUGUAGUGUAGGACAUCAGCCUAAAUAUAAUCUGUAUAUAGUUGAUCAACAUACUGAGUAACUGACCGUUUAUUAAUACAAAAGGCACUGCACAACUGUUCGUCACCUUACCACUAGUAGUAGGAGACAUGUAUCUCAAAUGAUCAAAUGCAGUUCUUUUGAUACAAAACUGUCAAUUGGAAAGGAACCUGAUAGGCAGUUAA